This is a messenger RNA of Aspergillus puulaauensis, 2997 nucleotides long. RefSeq names its product putative calmodulin-binding protein Sha1 (gene sha1). The coding region runs from base 1 to 2997 and encodes 998 amino acids. Lineage: Eukaryota; Fungi; Ascomycota; Eurotiomycetes; Eurotiales; Aspergillaceae. The transcript has 2 exons. Gene Ontology annotation, cellular component: spindle pole. The record is from RefSeq and is a predicted model, not a curated record. Gene Ontology annotation, molecular function: protein binding. Gene Ontology annotation, biological process: establishment of meiotic spindle localization; spindle organization; mitotic cell cycle.
AUGUCCAGCUUACUGCAAGAAGUUGGAACACCUUGUCCCCGACGGUCGAGAGGCUCCAGAGCCAGCGAAGAAAGCGGCAACGGAAGUGAUUCAUUCGACAGCCUGUGGGACGAUGGCGCCGGAGAUUACGACGACACGAGGAGCCUCGAGUUCACAACCGAAAUCCGACCUCCAAUUCUGACUGGAGCCAAACCGAAACGACGCGCAAAGACCAAUACAUCUUUCACCAUACACAGCGACCAGGAUGAGAAACCUGCACAAACAGCGGAUAGACCGAAGAACCUCAAACCGGCUAUCAGUACCACGACUCGCAAAUCGUCCCUGCUUGCACAGCCAGCGCAAAGAUUCCGUCCUAGAGUCAGCUUUGCUCCUAGCCCACUCAAACAUUCACAGCAGAGGGAUGAGGUUGAGCCUAAAAAGCGAAGCACGGGGCCGAACGCCCAGAGGAACAAUGACCUCCUCAAGCGGAUCAGUGGAAACACAGACGAGGCCAUUGUUAAAGAUGCGUUAAAGAAGGACGUACGACGAAACACCGUCUACAUACCCCCGGAGGACACAACGGUGGCUAGCGUGUUCAUGGGACUCUUUAGCCCGCUAAAGUCCAACAAACUCGAAGAUUAUACAUCAGAGAAUACCCAGGUCGGCAGCCUUGAAUCUCAGAUCGCGAGGAAAAACCAAGCGAAACGGCUCGCUGCGUCGUCUCCCGGUCGUGCUGCCCUGCAACCAAGCUCGAAGAUCGCUCAAGAGACGGCGGUCAGGUCUGACAUACCCGGGCGAAAUGGAGGCAAGGAGAAUUUACCCCCCGGAAUGGCUGUGAUUGAGGUCAACGGAAAGAAGCUCUCGCCGACUACACAGAGCAAGGACGUAGGCAACAAAUUGGGUCAAUCAAAGCCGGCAAGAGAUGGGCCGGGCACACCCCCCCGUGCAAAUGGCUCUACCAAGCCUCUUGCGACGAGAACGGUCAAUAAACCUGUGAAGAGGGUUGCUAGCCACGUCUCCCGCAAGAAAGGAGUUUCGGAUAUCACUGAAAAGACGCGAUCACUGGAUAUUGGAACCAAGAGCCCAGCUACAAGGGGAUCUACCUUGUCAAACUCCUUGAAAUAUUCAAGAUCGGUAAUGAGCUCAACCGAACGCAAUAGCUUGAAGCGUCUCAACCACCAGUACCCACUGGCUUCAGGAGCUAUUACGAACCCGGCAAUGUACGAUGACAAUUGGCUUUCACACCAGGAGGUGAUAUUGACCCAGUUGAUUAAUGGGCUUUUUGGGAACACAGACAGCUGUAAUCCGGAUGAGCCCGCCAUACUCCGACACGAGUUCCUCCUGCUUUACCAGGGGGCUUAUUUCACCAAUCUAUACAAAAGACUCCAGGCGUCACUGAUGUACGGUGCCUUAUCAAUACCCCAGAAUAUUGUCCUCAAAAAUAGUCGACUUCGGCAGGACUUGGGAAUGAAGCGCAGGUUUAUCGAUAUUUGGCUUCAGACUUACGAGCCGAAUGCUCUUAGGGCUGCACUAGAGACAGUCACCGGGAGGGUAAUUCCAGCCACCACGAUAAGUUCAAGCAAUUUUAACAUAUCAACGGAUGGAGUUUCCUCACAGAAAGAGAGAGCUUCGACGAGGCGACUUGAAAAAUUCUUGGACGCAUUCCUUGUGCAGAAUCAGGAUAUGGAUCGGAAUAGCAACGAGUUCAGUACGGACGACCGCGAGACUUUGGCUGCUGCGUAUCGUCGAACUGUUCACCGCAGCAUUAUGCUCGUCAUUCUUUUGGACAAGGCUAGGGAAUGCUCGGAGACCUCAUUUUCUCGCUGUCUGUUCCUCUCCUCAUCGCCAUACAAGUCUUCUCUUGCGGUGCUCCAGGCAUUGACUCGAUUUUUACUACCAUCUUGCGGAGAUGUUGGCAAAGCCGUUGCACAAAUUGACUGCCAAUUAACCUACGAGCAGCGCCCACUCGGAGAGUAUGAGUAUAAGAUAUCUAAUCUUGCUGUUGACCUGAGGGAUGGUGUGCGACUGACCAGGGUCGUGGAGUUGCUUCUCUAUCCAACAUCCUCGGAUGACUGCCAGUGGCCACUUUCCCGACGACUCAAGUUCCCCUGUCUGGGCCGUGCAGUGAAGGUGUUCAACGUGAAAACUGCUUUGGAUGCGUUGGCCUCCACGGAUGAGGGUAGACAGCUUGUCAGCAACAUCCGUGCUGCAGAAAUCGUCGAUGGGCAUCGUGAAAAGACGAUUGCACUGUUAUGGGGCCUUGUUAGCAAUUGGGGUCUAUCCGGUUUGGUUGACUUGAGUGAUUUGAAUGAGGAAAUUAGCCAGCUGAGGAAGAGAGCUGUACUACCAAACGAACCUGGAAGUCCAGAGGCAACACUCGAACAUGCUGGACCCGAUGAGCCCACUGUGCUUCUCAAGCAAUGGGCCUCGCUUGUGACCCAGCUGAGAGGUCUAGAUCCCGAAAACCUCAAUGCGAACCUAGCCGACGGCACAGUCUACGAGUGUAUCUUGGAUGAAUACGAAAGGUACAUCCUGGCCUCCAGCCAGGACUCCGCGUCAACAGAAAGGAAGACUACCGUAGAAGAUCGUCUACGGAUGCUAGGGUGCAGUACACAAUUCAUCAACAUUGUCUCUCCGAGUUCCAAACCUAGCAUUCUAAACUCCAAUUCCACAACCGGAGCCCUCGCCUUCCUUUGCUCCAGACUCCUCCCAGUUGCUAAACGUGUCCGCGCAACGCUGGUGCUCCAAAACGCAUGGCGACGCGUCCUCGACCACCGAGAGAUUCAGAAACGGAUAAUGGCAAGGGACGUUGCGCGGCAAUGCGCAGCAGUCGUGCAGACUCGGAAUCAGAUCAUCUGGGCAAAGGGUGUCAUAGUGCAUUGGUGGAGACUCAACAAGACCAGACGGAGAAAGAGAGCAAGAGCGACUGCUACAACAAUUCCCAUGACAAAGAUGAUGACGAAAGCGAGGAUACAUGGCAGGAAAUCUACCAAGAUUCCCCUGCGUUGCGGGAAUUAA